Empidonax traillii (willow flycatcher) is the source of this 3474-nucleotide messenger RNA. It is a transcript of the gene BATF, whose product is annotated as basic leucine zipper ATF-like transcription factor. Bases 2695 to 3057 code for a protein of 120 amino acids. Gene Ontology annotation, molecular function: DNA-binding transcription factor activity, RNA polymerase II-specific; RNA polymerase II cis-regulatory region sequence-specific DNA binding. Lineage: Eukaryota; Metazoa; Chordata; Aves; Passeriformes; Tyrannidae. Gene Ontology annotation, cellular component: nucleus. The transcript has 3 exons. Gene Ontology annotation, biological process: regulation of transcription by RNA polymerase II. The record is from RefSeq and is a predicted model, not a curated record.
CUGAGAAAACCUAUGGAAAUUCAUAAGUCCUCUGAAAUAGCCAGCACUAAAUGGGUCCUCCCUUGUGUUUGGGUGUUGAACCAUGAGUCUCCCUCCCUCCUUAUGUUUCUCUCAAAAAGGCAUUCAAGAGCCCUGAGCUGGGCAAGGGCUCCAGGGGAUGGACCGGGUGUGGGACAGGGGCUCAGCCCAGCUGCUGCCUCCCCUGGCAGCCUGCUCUGGGAUGGCUUGUCUACCACAGAGCUGGCAGCAGGAGAGAGCCGUGGGUGUGCCAGUGUGCACCAAUGCAGCCUCUGGGUGGAUGGGGCUUGAACACAUUUGUGUGUUUUGAUAACUCUGCCAGUGUGGAACUACCAAUCAGCACUACUUGCACAGGCACCAGCUGUAUCUUCUGCACAGCUCCUUUGUCCUCUCCUUCACUGCUCCAUGCUGCCUGUCCUCCCCCGUGCUGCCUCCGACAUGCUGUGCUCCAGUACUGCCUGUACAAGCCUCUCACAUGCCCGGGCACAAGCUCACUGCAUGUGCGCCCAUCAGUGCAGCUACUUGUGCUGAAUGUCCCCUCCAGCUACGCUGCGUGAGCUGAAGUAUUUCGGAAGCUCAUUCCCACCAAAUGGGGUGGGCAGAAGGGAGAACCAGUGUAUACAUCCAUGUAAUCCAAAAUAGAAGCAGAUCCCAUCGGGGUGGGAACACAGUACUGGCAUGAGUGUUGUUCACAGCCAUCCUCUGCUGAGGUGGGUGUCUUGGAGUCUGGCUGUAAGAACAUGCCCUAAAUAAGCUGUACUCAACCCUUAGGAGUCUUGAACAUGUUUUAUGGUGAUGGGUGGUGUUGAAGAACAUUUUCCUCUGAAUAGCGUCAUGGAGCAGCAACGUAAUACGCUCAAAGUCAUGCAUUAAUUUAAGAGACAAGUAAGACAUUCACCGUCCGCCCCCAUGCCAUGCAUCAUGGCUGCAACCAAUGCCCAGUAAACAUCAAAUCCUCCAUCAGGCUGUGGUCAUCCCCUGGGAGCACAACUUUUGCUGCUUGGUCGCUUCAGUUGGAUUCACUGCAGCACUAGCAGAGGCCCAGGGUUGGGUCCUGCUGCCACUGUGGCAGGGCUGGACAGCCACAUGCUGCUCUCCUGCUCUUGUGGUAGCUUGGAAAUGCACAUGCUGGACAGCAUGAAGGAAGCUGGGGCUAUGGCUGCUUACCAACACCAGUGAGCCUACCCCUGGGUGGAUCAGCACUUCUGGUUAAACGGGUCACUGCCCUUCCUCUUUGGGCCUUCCCCGUCAUCACCGAACGAGACUGCCACUGAGAUGAGUCAAACCGUCAGACAACAUCUGCACCCUCUGCACACCCCGUCCAUGCGCUUGGAUAGUUCAACUGGUGGGCUCAGCCCAGGCAGCGGAAGCAAAGAAACCCUUGUUGACUGGAGGGUGAAAGGCAACUGAGCCUUUUCUGUGUCCCAAGUGCUGCUGGGUGAUCUGGUCCACUCCUGACCAUUUCCCAGAAGCUAGACAGGGCUUGUGAAGACAGCAGUGAGAGAAAGUUUUGCCUUAAAUAGAUAUACCAGGGUUUGGGAUCUGCUAACCUGGAAACUCCUGUAAGUGCACACCUGAGUACUUACUCAUGAGCUGCAAAGUCCUUACCAGGAGAGGAUUAGAGGUUGCUCAACUAAUUACCCAACCAGUCUAUUUGUAGAGGACAAGAGCAUGUGGUUCACCUCUUCAGAAUAGCCUGGAGUGAACUCUAAUAAAUCUGUAGCUUGACACAGAAAAUCCAGUAUGUGCUGGAAGUCUGACCCUGACAACCUCCUGCCAAUGCUUCAGCUGAGAGCUCUAGCCAGGCUUGCCUUCCCUCUCCAGUGGGGUCAGAUGUACCCCAGCUACUUGGAGCUUGUUGUCUAUAUCUGGAAAGCUAACACAUUUGGCAUUUUCUUUCUAUAGCUUUCUUCUUUUAAAAUAUGGACCAAAGAAAGCAUUACUAAUGACAUUCAAAAACCCCUCCUUAAAACUGGCAAAGCCAAGUACCAAAGAGCUAGGAAUUGCCAGAAAUGGGUUUGCCUGGGCAGCCUAACUUCCACUGUCUUGUGUAUAUGAUCACUUCCUGCAUUUUGCCCUGAACUACCACCUCUUCAGCACCCAGGCUGGACCUUGCCUGGAGGGAGCGCUGGUCAGCUAGGCUGCAUCCUUUCUUAGCAGGGGUGGGAAACUCCUAUGCAACUGGUGAAGCAAGGGACUGCAGCAAGAAAGGAGGGUGUCUUGGUAGACAGUUGGUGCCUCCCUGGAGAGCUGGGUCUGUGUCUACCCCUGCCUCGAAGUUACUCUGUGAGUCGGUGAGCCACAUAAGCAAGAGCUUUCACAGGAGCAGCCACGUCUUCCUCAUUUGGCAGAGCUGCUUUACAGAAGUGCUAAAAGUUUGCAGCUGCAGUCACAGGCAUGAGGAUCUUAACUUAAUUUGAUUAAAUUAAGUGUUAUAUAGGGCCAAAACCACUGAAAAAUUUAGAUCCUAGUUGGUUCAAAACAUGUUCAAAACAAAAUGAAUGAGUACUUAUGACCUAAAUCUCUCUUCGUCUCUUCUUUUGCACCUGUUAAAUAGGGAUAACUCCACCUCCCAUCCCGAACCUGAAAAGGUGGCUGAGAAGAUAGAUUAAUUAAUAACCCUGAAGAGCUCACUCAGCACUGAAGCAAUGAGCACUAGAAAGAAUCCAUGAAGAAAUGGAAAAGCAGGAUGUUGGAGCAGACUCUGACUGCAGGACAGCAAUGAAGGAUUCUUCUGAUGAUAUGAGAAAAGUCCAAAGGAGGGAGAAGAAUCGUAUCGCUGCCCAGAAGAGCCGCCUGAGGCAGACCCAGAAAGCGGACACACUGCACUUGGAGAGCGAAGACUUGGAGAGGCAGAACGCUGCCCUGCGCCGGGAGAUCAAACAGCUGACAGAGGAGAUGAAGCACUUCACCUCGAUGCUGAGCUCCCAUGAACCACUCUGCUCCAUCCUGACAUCCCCUCCACCACCUCCAGAAGUGCUUUACGCCACACACUCCUUUCACCAGCCCCACAUUGGCUCCCCACGCUUCCAGCACUGAGCUGGAAGUAGGAUGGCAGCCUGCCAGCUCCACUAAUGUCAAGAAGUAACUUUGUGGGGCUCGCUUUUCCAUCCAAGGGAAGGAAUUGGGCACUUCUUAAAGUGUCUACUCUGAGUGACUUGCCUAAGACUUAGUCCCUAUGCAGAAAUGGCAGAGCCACCACAAAGCAUCUUUGGACAGUUUCCAGCUUGGAUCCUGGGAAGAGGAGGCAGUCACAAAAGGGCACCAACCCCCUUCUCUGGUGCUUGUUUGGGCACACUCACAAGAGCGUGCAGCACUGACAGCCUCCAUAAGCGUGGCUGGAUGUGACACACAACAGCCGGAGCUACAGGAAGAGGAACGGGAGCAGGGGUGGAGGAGAAGGUUGGGGGCCACAUAGUAUCAGGGAAAAAGUGGUUUAUUUUUGUAAAAUAAAGG